Panicum virgatum (switchgrass) is the source of this 1695-nucleotide messenger RNA. Its product is annotated as probable glycosyltransferase 3. NCBI's taxonomy places the organism in Eukaryota, Viridiplantae, Streptophyta, Magnoliopsida, Poales, Poaceae. Bases 100 to 1446 code for a protein of 448 amino acids. The transcript has a single exon. The record is from RefSeq and is a predicted model, not a curated record. Gene Ontology annotation, molecular function: hexosyltransferase activity. Gene Ontology annotation, biological process: xyloglucan biosynthetic process. Gene Ontology annotation, cellular component: membrane; endosome; trans-Golgi network.
UCCACCCCACGCCGCACUAAUCACAAGCUCGCUCACAGCUCCCAACGAUCGAGAGAGAGAUCGAGGAGCAGCUAGGAGUGAGCUCGCGCGCAGCGCAGCAUGGGGGUGGGCGGCGGCGGGCGGCUGCGGGCCAGCAGCUUGAAGAAGCAGCGGCAGCGGACCAUGAACAACAUCAAGAUCACGCUCCUCUGCGGCUUCAUCACCGUGCUCGUCCUCCGCGGCACCGCCGGAUUCAACCUCCUCGUCAGCAUCGCCGAGCCCGACGGCGCCGCGGCCGACGCCAAGGUCGUCGAGGACGUGGAGCGCAUCCUCGCCGAGAUCCGCUCCGACUCGGAGGCCGACGACGUCGUCGUCCUGGUCGGCGGGGGCGGGUCGUCGUCCCCCAACGCGACGGCCAACUUCUCGUCGUCGGCGACGCUGAUCCAGGUGAAGGAGUACAGCCUGGGCCCCAAGGUGAGCGACUGGGACGACCAGCGCCGCGAGUGGCUGUCCCGGAACCCGGAGUUCCCGUCCCGCGACGCGCGCGGCAACCCGCGGGUCCUGCUCGUCACCGGCUCGCCGCCGGGGCCCUGCGACAACCCCGCCGGCGACCACUACCUGCUCAAGGCCAUCAAGAACAAGAUCGACUACUGCCGCCUCCACGGCGUGGACAUCGUGCACAACAUGGCGCACCUGGACCCGGAGCUGACGGGGUACUGGUCCAAGAUCCCGCUGGUGCGGCGCCUGAUGCUGGCGCACCCGGAGGUGGAGUGGAUCUGGUGGGUGGACAGCGACGCCAUCUUCACGGACAUGGCCUUCGAGCUCCCGCUCUCGCGCUACGAGGGCCGCAACCUCGUCAUCCACGGCUACCCGGAGCUCCUGGAGAAGCGCUCCUGGAUCUCCCUCAACGCCGGCAUCUUCCUGCUCCGCAACUGCCAGUGGUCGCUGGACCUGCUCGACGCCUGGGUGCCCAUGGGCCCGAGGGGCCCCUCCCGCGUGGAGGCCGGGAAGCUGCUGACGGCGAGCCUGACGGGGCGGCCGCCGUUCGAUGCCGACGACCAGUCGGCGCUCAUCCACCUGCUGCUCCUCCAGAAGGAGCGGUGGAUGGACAAGGUGUACAUCGAGUCGGAGUUCUACCUCCAUGGCUUCUGGACGGGGCUGGUGGACAGGUACGAGCAGAUGAUGGAGGAGCACCACCCGGGGCUCGGCGACGACCGCUGGCCCUUCAUCACCCACUUCGUCGGCUGCAAGACCUGCGGCAGGUACGAGGACUACCCGCUGGACCGGUGCCUCCGCGGCAUGGAGCGCGCCUUCAACUUCGCCGACAACCAGGUGCUCAGGCUCUACGGCUUCCAGCACCGCUCGCUGGGGAGCGCCAAGGUCAGGAGGGUCACCGACCCGAGGGCCAACCCGCUCGACGCCAAGGAGGCGGCGCUCAAGAUGGACGCCAAGUUCGACCACGUCUAGUGUAGGCCUCGGCACAAGUACGAGUAGCUAGUUUUGAUCAUCACUUCUUCUUUAUUGAGUUUUGAUUGAUUGUUCUUCUUGAUUUCAAUUCUGCAAUAGCUAGCUAGCGCACUCCAGCAACUGGUUCUGCUAUUGCAUCUUUUUCUUAGUUGUAUUGUAUCCAGACCAAAUGAAGCAGGCAAGAAAUGUACUCCCUCCGUUCCAAAUUAUAAGUCAUUCCAAGAAUCUUGGAGAGUCAAAGUUUUUCAA